Peromyscus californicus insignis is the source of this 2678-nucleotide messenger RNA. It is a transcript of the gene Sbspon, whose product is annotated as somatomedin B and thrombospondin type 1 domain containing. The coding region runs from base 81 to 875 and encodes 264 amino acids. NCBI's taxonomy places the organism in Eukaryota, Metazoa, Chordata, Mammalia, Rodentia, Cricetidae. The transcript is spliced from 5 exons. The record is from RefSeq and is a predicted model, not a curated record.
GGCUGCGGCUGUCGGAGGAGCGGAGCGCUGGCCGGAGGCUCGGGCUGGGUCGGGUCGCAGGUGCCGCAGCAGCUCUGGCCAUGAAGACCCUGUGGAUGGUGCUGUGCGCGCUGGCACGGUUGUGGCCCGGGGCCCUGGCUGGCUGCGCAGAGGCCGGGCGCUGCUGCCCUGGCCGGGACCCAGCCUGCUUCGCCCGCGGCUGGAGACUGGACAGGGUCUACGGAACGUGCUUCUGCGAUCAAGCCUGCCUUCUCACCGGGGACUGCUGCUUCGACUACGCCAGGGCGUGUCCAGCUCGCCCUUGCUUCGUGGGAGAAUGGAGUCCCUGGAGCGGCUGUGCGGGCCAGUGCCAGCCCACCACGCGUGUGCGCAGGCGUUCAGUGCAGCAGGAGCCGCUGAACGGAGGGGCACCCUGCCCACCCCUGGAAGAGAGAGCCGGCUGCCUGGAGUACUCCUCAUCGCAGGGCCAGGACUGCGGGCACUCCUUUGUCCCUGCAUUUAUAACUAGUUCUGCAUUCAACAAGAAGAGAACAAUACAAGCCGCAUCUCCACAGUGGUCUACACACACCGAGGAUGCUGGAUACUGUAUGGAGUUCAGGACAGAGUCCCUGACUCCUCAUUGUGCCCUGGACAACCGUCCCCUCACUCGAUGGAUGCAGUAUCUCCGAGAGGGAUACACAGUGUGUGUGGACUGUCAGCCUCCGGCCAUGAACUCUGUGAGCCUGCGUUGUUCCGGAGAUGGCCUGGAUUCUGAUGGAAAUCAGACUCUUCGCUGGCAAGCCAUUGGCAAUCCUCGAUGUCAAGGGACCUGGAAGAAAGUGCGGCGGGUCGACCAGUGUUCCUGUCCAGAAGUGCACCGCUUCAUUUUUAUAUAGAGCAUCUUGGAGUCACUUGGCAGAGUGCUUGCCAGUGGGUUGGGUAUUAUUAAACUGAGUUCAACACUUCAGAAGCCUCCAAAAGCUACGUCAAGUCCCCGGGCACUCUCCAUUGUUUUUGAGAAAGAAAACUUAGGGAUAGUUCUCAAGGAUCACAAUCUCUUUGUUUUUAUUUUUACUGAGUUAAGGACCCACACUCAAAGCUCCUAUGGCUAUGACCUUGACCUUACCUCUGGCCACAGAGUACAUGUCUGUUUGUACUAGAAUCACUACCAUGGGCUCAAGUUUGGGGUAAGUUUUUGUCUAAGGGCAUCUAUGUAUUCUUUGUCUUUAUUGGUUUUUUGUUUUGUUGUUUUAAAUUAAAGACAAGGUCUCACUAUGUAGACCAGGCUGGCCUCUAAUUCAUAGAUACUCAACUGCCUCUGCCUCAUGACUAAAGGAGUGUGCCACGAUGUUCGGCUAUUCUUUGUCUCUAUUCUUUUUUUGGAGGGUGCGGGGGUAUGCAGGGUUUCUGUAUAGCCCUUGCUGUCCUGGAACUCACUCUGUAGAGCAAGGUGGCAUCGAAUUCAGAGAUCCACCUGUGUCUGCCUUCCCAAUGUUAGGAUAAAAGACACGUGCUACCUAUUCUUAAAAGUUUCUCACUUAAGCCGGGCGGUGGUGGCGCACGCCUUUAAUCCCAGCACUCGGGAGGCAGAGGCAGGUGGAUCUCUGUGAGUUCGAGGCCAGCCUGGUCUCCAAAGCGAGUACCAGGAAAGGCGCAAAGCUACACAGAGAAACCCUGUCUUGAAAAAAACAAAACAAAAAAAAAGUUUCUCACUUAAAAAAAAAUACACAUACGUGACUCUCACACGUAAAGCUCCUAUAUAUUACUUUAUAAGUUAUAAACUAAUUUCAAGUAAAUUGUCACAAAUAAUUUUUCAUAGGGAAAGUUAUUAAAAUUUCAUUUGGUGUUUUGUGAUGAAAAGCCAACACCCAUGCUAAAAACAUUUUUAAAGAAGAAAUUUUCUUUGGUUAGUUGAAAAGAUUAAAUAUCCAUGCUAGAUCCAUAGGAAUUACUUAAAGUGUUACAAUUUUCUUGAGAUUUGGCACCAAUGAGUGAGCCAAAUGCUUUAAUUCUAAGCACUCUAUCAUCAUUCAUAGUUAAGAUUGUUUCCAACGUUUGGUGCCUGACACAGGAUCAAACAAUCUUGUAAUGUCCGACUUCACAUUUAGUUGAAGUGCACUUACACAUUUUCUUUCUACAGCACAUGUUUAGGGUGAGACGCAGAGGUACAUCUGAUAGGAGGCAUGGAUCUUCCUGCAAAUGUCAUAAUCUCAUACAUAGGCAAUAAAAUAUUAGCUUUACCUUAUGGUUGGAAGAUAGGUGUUUGUAGCCACAUGGCAUGGUGUGCUUUCAGGUCUAGGAAAGCAAGCUGUCCUGUAGUCAUCUGUGGAGCCUCGUCCAGGUUCUUCAUCCUGGACUCUACUUCAGUAAAGGUCAUCCUGAGUAUGCCCAAGACUCCAGUAUAGGACCUCAGCCUGGUUUCGUUUUGAAGUGGGUUUUCAACUGAGGAUUAUUUUCUUUGAAGAAUUGAAUCAAUAUUUAAAAGCUAUAAUUCCUUUGGUCUGGAUUGAAUUGCAUAAUUAUUCACUAACAUGGUUAACUAAAAUAUAUAUAUUUUUGGUACUGGACAUGUAACAACAGAAGGCCAAAAACAAGCUAAAAGGGUGGCAAAUGUCUCCAAUGGUAUUUGUGAUUAUAUUUUCAUUUAACUGCUAAGGUUGUUUUCAUGGAAAAUUAAUAAAAAAACAACUUCAAUUUUG